AUGUCCCCCCUCCUACUGAGGAAAAUGAAGGCAGUGUGGGACUCUUCCCCUGGUGGCCACGAUACGGUUAUGCUCUGGGCGGCUUGUUGCCUGGCCUUCUUUGGUUUUCUUCGUAUCGGGGAAAUGUCUGUACCCAGUGACGAUAAAUUUGACCCGUCGUGUCACUUGAUCGUCAGCGACAUAGCGAUUGACAACCCUAAGCUACCCACGGUGGUCCGGGUCACCAUCAAGCAAUCCAAAACAGACCCUUUUCGACGAGGCGUUGAUUUAUUUCUGGGUAAAACGGACUCUGAUUUGUGCCCAGUGCAGGCAAUACUGUCAUAUCUGCGGCUUCGGAGUCGGGCAGAAGGCUCCCUGUUCAAGUUUAAGGAUGGUCGUAUGCUGACCCGGUUACGGUUUGUAGAAGCCAUCCGGGCUGCUCUGUCGGCAGCAGGAGUAGAUGAGUCCAAGUACAACGGCCAUAGCUUCCGCAUUGGAGCGGCUACCACAGCAGCGGCUAAAGGUUUUGAGGAUUCGGCUAUCAAAACGCUGGGAAGAUGGCGGAGUGUGGCCUAUUUGGACUACAUAAGGACACCUAGAAAUCAUAUUCCUACCUCGUGUAUUCUACCGUGUCUUCAGGCUCGAACUGCUGUCGAUAUCAUCCCACCCACCCUCUCCGUCUUUAUGAGGCUUGCCUUUAAGGCAUGCCUUGUGGAGACGUGA
Molecule: messenger RNA, 702 nt
Organism: Halichondria panicea
Lineage: Eukaryota; Metazoa; Porifera; Demospongiae; Suberitida; Halichondriidae
Exons: 2
Coding region: 1-702 (233 amino acids)
Biological process (GO): DNA recombination; DNA integration
Molecular function (GO): DNA binding
Source: RefSeq, a predicted model, not a curated record